ACCCGCGGCGCCCCCGCCCGCGGCCCCUCGCGCGCCGGCUCCGGGCUUGCCGGCAGCGGGAGCGGCCUCAAGAUGGACGAAGACGGCGGCGGCGGCGGCGGCGGCGAGGGCGGCGUGCCCGAGGACCUCUCCUCAGAAGAGCGGGAGGAGCUGCUAGACAUUCGGCGAAGGAAAAAGGAGCUUAUUGAUGACAUCGAGAGACUGAAGUACGAGAUCGCUGAGGUCAUGACCGAGAUCGACAACCUGACGUCAGUGGAGGAGAGCAAAACGUCUCAGAGGAACAAGCACAUCGCCAUGGGACGGAAGAAGUUCAACAUGGACCCCAAGAAGGGCAUCCAGUUCCUGGUGGAGAAGGGCCUGCUGCAGAGCGCGCCGGAGGACGUGGCGCAGUUCCUGUACAAAGGGGAGGGCCUCAACAAGACCGUCAUCGGGGACUACCUGGGGGAGCGGGACGAGUUCAACAUCAAAGUGCUCCAGGCUUUUGUCGAGCUCCACGAGUUUGCGGAUCUCAACCUCGUCCAAGCCUUAAGGCAGUUCCUGUGGAGCUUCCGGCUCCCCGGCGAGGCCCAGAAGAUCGACCGCAUGAUGGAGGCGUUCGCGUCCCGCUACUGCCUGUGCAACCCCGGCGUCUUCCAGUCCACGGACACGUGCUACGUGCUGUCCUUCGCCAUCAUCAUGCUCAACACCAGCCUGCACAACCACAACGUGCGGGACAAGCCCACGGCCGAGCGCUUCGUCACCAUGAACCGCGGCAUCAACGAGGGCGGGGACCUGCCCGAGGAGCUGCUGCGGAACUUGUACGAGAGCAUCAAGAAUGAGCCGUUCAAGAUCCCGGAGGACGACGGCAACGACCUGACCCACACGUUCUUCAACCCCGACCGCGAGGGCUGGCUCCUGAAGCUGGGGGGCCGCGUGAAGACCUGGAAGCGGCGGUGGUUCAUCCUCACGGACAACUGCCUCUACUACUUCGAGUACACGACGGAUAAGGAGCCGCGGGGGAUCAUCCCGCUGGAGAACCUCAGCAUCCGGGAGGUGGAGGACCCCCGGAAGCCCCACUGUUUCGAGCUUUAUAACCCGAGCCACAAGGGGCAGGUCAUCAAAGCCUGCAAGACGGAGGCGGACGGCCGCGUGGUGGAGGGCAACCACGUGGUGUACCGCAUCUCGGCCCCCAGCCCGGAGGAGAAGGAGGAGUGGAUGAAGUCCAUCAGAGCGAGCAUCAGCAGGGACCCUUUCUACGACAUGCUGGCCACGCGGAAAAGGAGGAUUGCCAAUAAAAAGUAGCUUUCCUCGCCUGAACAGGUAAAAAAAGUAAAAACCAAACCCCACGGCAGAGGGACCGGGCGAGGCAGCCCCGCGGGCUCUCCGAAGCCUUCAGGCGCCGCGUCUGCCGAGCGCCACCGAGCGUCCCUCCCGCAGCCCGCGGGCCUCGCGGCCGUGUCCACGCCCUCCUCGUGGUUCCCUGUGGCAGCGGCGCCUGGGAGUUGAGCCGUGACAGUCCACGCAGCGGACUCGGGCGCGAGGUCUGCCAAGGAACCUCGCUCGUACUCGUCGCCACACGUGCUCAUUCGUGGUGUUCACUGUUCUAGAAGCUUCUGUUUUAUAUCAAAACAGGAAAGAAAAGCUACCACUUUUUGAUUCAGAUUUUUUUCUCAGAUGCAUAGGACUAUAGCUUUUAUAUGCCUUUUUAUAUUCUGAAAUUAUGAAAGAUACUAAUAGUAGUAUUUUUAGAAUGGCAGCUAUAAACGUUACUCCCGCCACAAGUAUAUCCUGUGCACUGACAAGAAGCGAUGCAGACACUAUAUAGGCAGCAGCCGGGCAGGCACUGCGCUGGGGCGCCCUCAUCCCUCCUGGGACAGGGAGGGUCCGAUUCCCCGGGGACCUCUCAGCCCAGGCGUGGUGGCCCCCAGAUACUUUCUAAAAGGGCCCGUCAGCAAGAUUUAUGCUUGGGGGCAUUUGUCCCAUAACUGCUGAGCCCGGCGCAGAUCUCUGUGGAACCAGAUGAAGCUGCCCACGUUGGACCCCCACAAGCAGCAGUUUCAUUGGGUUCCACGGAACACGUGGUUGGUUCAGCCCGUGACCACUGUCUUCACUACUCAGAACCUAGGCAGGAAGGAGCUGGUGUCCCUGAUCUGUCAGCUGACCAGGUUGCUCAAUAGAAAGCGAAGGUCUGAGAGGAACUAGAAACACGCUCACGGCACGUUUCGGAGCUGGUCUGUCCCAUCGCGUGGGGGAGCGCGCGCUGUGGGGCGACGUGGCACCUCGGGUUUCCUGUCAACAGUGAAACCCCGGUGCGCGCUGCGGUGGACCUCGCGGACCCAGGACCGGGUGGUCCGGUCGCGUCAGGAUGCGUUGGCCGGGCCCCCGCACACCCCAGACCGGACCGUGGCGCACAGGCGGCGGGGCUGGCGCCGUGCUGGCUCUCCGGGGACACAUGCCUUUCUUUCCCUGGGGCUUCGUUCCCGUCACCAGGACGGCCUUGCACGGGCUGUUCUGGAGGUGGGUCCCUCCCCCACAAGCUCCUCCCCCUGCCCCGUCCGUCCGCGUGGGCUCACCCUGACCUUGCGCCCUUCAGCGGUCCUUCCUCCUGUGAAAGCCCAGUCGGCGAAGGAGGAGCUCGGACGGACCUCUGCACCAACGUGGAGACCCGGCGGCGGAGGAGCCUCCUGAGCGUGGCCUCGCUGAGGCUGGGUGGCCGCGGCCCGAGCCUCGAGCUGCCGAUGUGGACGUGGCUGUCAGUCGCACUAGACCGCAAAGGGCUGAGCCCGCGGCCCUCCGACAUGCAUCAGAUGGGCUUUUCCGGCUCGUCCCCGAGCUCCUCGCCUUGUUACUGUGCUGAUACCUCAGAUUCGAAGCUUUAGUUUUUGAGAAAGGCAAGUCUUCGUUCUCAAAAUGCCCAGCUGCUGCAUGUGCAACUCUGGCCUCAACACAGACGCGACAGCGCCGCCCCUCGGGCUGGCCCCACGCCCAGGACUGCCCGCCGCAUCGGUGUCCACGUGUGGACAUGGUCCUGUGGCCCAGGUAGGACCCUGGAGAGACAGGGCUUCUCUGUCGGGUGUGGCCUCGGCGGGGCUGGCGGAAGUGGAUGGGAAACCCUGGUGGGAUGUGUCUGGCCGUCCGUGCGGGGGGCUCGGUGCAGAAAGCCCUGGUGCUUAAAGCUGUGUGCUGCCUCAGUGCCAUGGGAAGCCGCCUAAUUCCAGGUUGUUGUGACAGUAUUAGCCUACAGGCACGUAGCCAUCACCCACUGAGCCCUCAGGCAGGCCUGGUCUGAAAAACGCACCAGACGCAGAGCUGGGCGGCCGGUGCCUGUAUGCUCAUGUUCAUCCUCCUGCUGCCCCCGCCCCCCGUGCUCAGUGCUGAACUACCCCCACUCUGGCCAAAGACAUGCUCCCCGAGACCCAGGGCCGGCGGCGAGGGUGCUGGGCAGACGCAGCACUCUCAGCCCACAGCCCCGGUUGGCGGGGGGCAGGGGCGCUUCUUUACUGGAGACCCAGACAAGCAAGCGUCCUGGGAUCACAGGACCAUUUUGAGCAGUUUGACGUGGUACCAAACUGAGUCCAAACAGAAGCUACGUGUCGGUGAAGCGAUGCCUGUUUCCCCAGUAAAGACGCACAGACCCACGUAGCUGCGCUUCGCCGAAGUGAGGUCUGGUGUAGACCAGAAGCCACGUGUGAGGUCUCGUUUUCUUAGAAGACAUUUCUAUUUACAGUAAAUAUCGUUAAUAUGUAAAUAAUGUACAUACAUGUUGAUUCCUGGAGUGUUUAUUCAAUGUAUAUACUCCCACAAUUUGCAUGAAGAAAUAUCCUACAUCAGUAUUUUGUUGUAAAUUGUAAAAUCAGAGGGUGUGUGGCUGCCAAAUACUAUGUUCACCGAAUAAAAGGAAAUCAUUGUUACAACAA
This is a messenger RNA of Eptesicus fuscus (big brown bat), 3896 nucleotides long. It is a transcript of the gene CYTH3, whose product is annotated as cytohesin 3. Bases 73 to 1281 code for a protein of 402 amino acids. Lineage: Eukaryota; Metazoa; Chordata; Mammalia; Chiroptera; Vespertilionidae. Gene Ontology annotation, biological process: regulation of ARF protein signal transduction. Gene Ontology annotation, molecular function: guanyl-nucleotide exchange factor activity. The transcript has 13 exons. The record is from RefSeq and is a predicted model, not a curated record.